AUGCAAAAUUUGAAGGUUGUCAUGAAAAAAGGCAAAUCUGAAUUCGCCAAAAAAUCGAUGCUUGAAAGCUCGUCACCUUCUCUAAACCUGGAUUCAACAAUAGAAUCUAUUGAUGAGGGGGACACUCAAAAUAAUCAAUCCUUCCGCCCUGAUGAAGAUGAAGCUCAAUCUUCAAUGGCUCAAUCUGCUUCUCAGAAUGACGACGAUUGCUCGCCACCUCUACUUGAUCAUGAUAAAACAAUGGAAUCUAUUGAUGGAAGUGACAGUGAAAGUCCGAUUUCGGUUUCGAAUGGCUCUGAAUCUCAAGGCUUUGAUGAAGAGUUAAGUCAAUCACUGAACAUGUCUGUUGAGAUCGCUUCUUCAUAUGUAAACAAUGAAAGUAUUCAUCCGAUGCACUCAUCCGAUGAUGAAGAGAUCGAAUGCCGGGAUAUAACUGAUGAGUCCGAUCCCGACUUCGAUAUUACACUUCAAGAAGGAGAGAUUUGGUUUAAUCUGCCAAGGGGGGAGCCAAACUAUCUCCAAAUUCUAGAUCAGCCAGUCAUUCCCCGUACAAUCGUCACUCGUUCAAGUCAAGCAGAAACUCGCUAUGCGCCUCCUUGUACACAAGCCGCUGUCAAUGAGGCCGGUUCUCAUAUUUGCGAGACGCUCCUUAACUCUGAAGCUCAUCCCAAUGAGUCUAUUCAAGAUAACACCGAUGUAAUGGAUCAGUUCGAUUAUACAGAAGACGAUUUCUUCUCAUUCUCUGAAGAUAUACCAAUAAUACAAGUCCAGAAACCAGCUGAGCAUGAUGAGAAUUGUAUUGAGCCGAAUGAGGAAAACACCCCUGAAGUCGAUGAAACUCCGAAUGGAGAAAAUGACAUUCAAGAUGAUGAGGAAAUCGUCACAGUUAGGAUGAAAAGAGGAGACUACAAAAAAGUCAAAAGCCUCCUCAAUUUUUUUGUUCUCGAGCAGACCAGAACGUCAACAUCGACGGGGCGGGGCAGUGGUUCGAAGAAGACUUUUAAUGAUAAACUAACGAUCUUCUUAAUUCGUUGCUUGAGUCGAGGUGUUCUUGCAUCUUCAGUUAAAGUCGUACUUGAUGAGGUUGCAAAGAUGAACCCAAUCCUAACAAGAGAUGGAGGACUCGCUGUUAAUAUUGAGGGCGAUUCUGAAUCUAACGAACUUCAUGAACGACAAGUUCCAUCGGAGAGAUACAUUCAAUUGUCAAGAGACUACCUUCCAAGUAAAAAGACUCCAAAUUUCAUCAUUUUAUUUUUAUAG
Molecule: messenger RNA, 1260 nt
Organism: Oikopleura dioica
Lineage: Eukaryota; Metazoa; Chordata; Appendicularia; Copelata; Oikopleuridae
Source: the annotation of a GenBank genome assembly